Myotis brandtii (Brandt's bat) is the source of this 1718-nucleotide messenger RNA. RefSeq names its product mitochondrial ribosomal protein L15 (gene MRPL15). The record is from RefSeq and is a predicted model, not a curated record. Gene Ontology annotation, cellular component: mitochondrial large ribosomal subunit. Lineage: Eukaryota; Metazoa; Chordata; Mammalia; Chiroptera; Vespertilionidae. Bases 1 to 804 code for a protein of 267 amino acids. Gene Ontology annotation, biological process: translation. The transcript is spliced from 5 exons. Gene Ontology annotation, molecular function: structural constituent of ribosome.
AUGCUCCUAUCAUUGUUAAUAGAAAGACGACCAAGAGGUCGGAGAAGAGGUAGAAAAUGUGGCCGAGGCCAUAAAGGAGAACGGCAGAGGGGAACCCGGCCCCGACUGGGCUUCGAGGGAGGCCAGACCCCGUUUUACAUCCGAAUCCCCAAAUAUGGGUUUAAUGAAGGACAUAGCUUCAGACGUCAAUAUCAGCCUUUGAGCCUCAACAGACUGCAGUAUCUUAUUGAUCUGGGUCGAGUUGAUCCUACUCAGCCUAUUGACUUAACCCAGCUUGUCAAUGGAAGAGGUGUGACCAUUCAACCAUUUAAAAGGGAUUAUGGUGUCCAGCUGGUAGAGGAGGGUGCUGACAUCUUUAAGGCAAAAAUUAAUAUUGAAGUACAGUUGGCUUCAGAACUAGCCAUUGCUGCAAUUGAAAAAAAUGGUGGUGUUGUUACUACAGCCUUCUAUGAUCCAAGAAGUCUAGACAUUCUAUGCAAACCUGUUCCAUUCUUUCUGCGGGGACAACCCAUCCCAAAAAGAAUGCUUCCACCCGAAGCCUUGGUCCCGUAUUACACCGAUGCAAAAAAUCGUGGUUACCUGGCGGAUCCUGCCAAAUUUCCUGAAGCAAGACUGGAACUUGCCAAGAAGUAUGGUUAUAUUUUACCUGAUAUCACUAAAGAUGAACUCUUCAAAAUGCUUAGUACUCGAAAGGAUCCAAGGCAGAUUUUCUUUGGUCUUGCUCCUGGAUGGGUGGUGAAUAUGGCAGAUAAGAAAAUUCUAAAACCUACAGAUGAGAAUCUGCUCAAGUAUUAUAGCUCAUGAAUUCCCUUCCAAGAAAGCAGAGUUGUAAGAGAGUACUGGAAAGGGGAAUGAAACAUACGUAUUUCUCCUUGCAUUUUCUUAAUUUGUGAUUCUCCAGAUGCCCUUUUUUUUAAUUGUUUUUGGCGUGAUCAUACCUUUUUUUUUUAAAUCUAAACUUAAAAUGUCCUAAACAAGGACUGCAAAGAGGAACUGAAAUGGCAUGGGUUCUGUCUCAAAGAUACAAACACCAUGGUGGUUUGCCAAAGGAAGAUUAUAACAUUUAGAAUAUUUCUAGAUUUUUUUUCAUGAUCUUUUCAUCUAGGUCUUACCUUAUUAUUAUUGUAAAUCAGAAUGAACUUGCAAGUGGGAUGGAAUUGAUUUGCAGACCUGCUCAGUCACAGUUAGAAUUAGUGAGCUGGUGCCCCCUCUUAAUCAGUAGCCCCGAAGAAGCCCUGCUACCCAGGGUUAAAAUGGUAAGCCUCCAACUCAAGGAGAUUACGGUAUGGGAUGUGAGUUUAAGAUUUAAGACUGGUGAAUGGCUUCUAAGUAGUAUGAUAUUUGCUAUCAAAAUUGAAAUAAAAAUUCCAAGUGAAUUUUCUUAAGUGAUGCAUAGACAAUUCAGGAAUAAGUUACUAAUGUUUUUUUUUCUUGAAGAAAGUAAGUGUUCUAAUUCUUAUUAAUAUGCAUUUACUUAUUUCAUAAAUAUUGGAGAUCUUUGUCUUUCAGUCAUUUUAAAUGAUGUCAAAAAAUUGUUCAGUGAGAAUAAAAGCCAUAAAAACAAUUGGUAAUGUGAAAAUUAAGCACAGUUAAUUAAUGUGAAAGAUUCAGCAGUCAGUAAGCUUAUUUAGGUUUUCAAAGAUACGCUAUAUCUACCACAGUAGAAGUGAAAUGAUUCCCAGCUGUAUAUUUUCUUAAAAUAAAAAAUUUAAAAAUCU